AUGAAAAUUCAUGUUGUGCUGUUGGUAGCGUUAUUGGUGGAAUGCCGACGGAUUUCUGAAAAAGAAAAUAAACUUCUGAAGGAAUUCUGUGGACGCCACAUUUCUUCAACAGAAGCCGAAAACGAAAGUCGAGGCAAUGCUAGAAGGAUUCAAGCAAGUGAAUAUCCAUGGCUGGCUAGAUUGGAACACGAUGACUUUUAU
Cooperia oncophora is the source of this 201-nucleotide messenger RNA. The record is from the annotation of a GenBank genome assembly. NCBI's taxonomy places the organism in Eukaryota, Metazoa, Nematoda, Chromadorea, Rhabditida, Trichostrongylidae.